AUGAAAGUGAUCACCGCCAAUUUCGUGACAUGCGCCGUGAAGGAUUGCAAGACAUCGCCGGCCUCUUUCCCAUUACAUUUCCACGAUGCCGAGCUCGAGCAACAGGAACUAGAUUUUCACCCCGAAUUCAUCCGCAACGUCCUUCCCCGAAUUGACUGGGUAGCCCUGCGCACCAUUUCCAACGAGCUUGGAUUCCCUAGUCUUCCGGAUUCGAAACCCGAGGGCGAGGCUCUCGACAACGAGCAGACAUUGAAGGACUUGCACCGGUUGCUGCUUGAGACGCACGUCACAGAAGGGAAGUUGACCUGCGGGAACUGCGGUCAUUCAUAUAUGAUUAAGGAAGGAAUUGCGAACUUCCUUCUUCCAAGCCAUCUAGGUAAGAAAUAA
Messenger RNA from Penicillium digitatum Pd1, 387 nucleotides. Its product is annotated as RNA methylation protein TRM112. Gene Ontology annotation, biological process: tRNA methylation; peptidyl-glutamine methylation; rRNA (guanine-N7)-methylation. NCBI's taxonomy places the organism in Eukaryota, Fungi, Ascomycota, Eurotiomycetes, Eurotiales, Aspergillaceae. The record is from RefSeq and is a predicted model, not a curated record. Gene Ontology annotation, molecular function: protein heterodimerization activity.